GUGCACCAGGCAGGUUGAGAUGAUCACACACGACAUCGCCCACAGGAAACUGCCCACCAUUUUAGCCACCCAGUAAAACGUCUGAAACAUGAAGACAAGAUGAUGCCCCAAGCCAAGUUCUCCAAUGCAACCGACCAUGAAUGAUGUCUAUCGCGAGGUGAAGGAAGGUCCAUUCCGCGGACUCCGUAUGGAAGGCGUGUGCCAAGCAGCCGGCCGACGACGUGGCGGAGUCCAAAGCACGGUACGCUUUGUGUCUCUUGUCGGGCGCCCCUAGGGGACCCUGUCGUUCGGUUCUACGACUGAGGGGGUUCAGCAUGAGGGCGUGUCGUCUUCGUUCAUUUUGCCAUUUCAACGCGAAAAAGAGAGGUUUUUAUAUUAAAUAGGCCUUCCCUCUCUUACGCUGUUGAAGGGCUUAAGAAAGUUGACGAUAUGGUGCGGGAUGGAGUCCGGGACGGGCUCCGGACUCGCCUUUGCCGUUAAUCAGACGGCUCGCACUUAACUUGAUGGGUUAACCCUCUAUGCUCUCCGGCGGCAGUCGUAGAAGAUCAGGCACUGAAGUAGAUGAUAUUACAACAAACAGCAUCGACGGAAAGACCACCUCCGAAUGGAAGGAAGAGGGUCGGUGCGAUGGGGCAUGCUUGAAGAGGGCUGAAGAUGCACGAUCGUGGCGUGACAGACGUCUGGGGAUGGAUUCGGACGCGAGCAAGAUGUGUGCCGCAUUUAGGGAAGAGCAUCCGGGAGACCAGUGCGAAGCAAGAUCCAUCUUGCAGAGCCAAGAACACCGCAGAGAGCCCAGCGUGACGCAGACCCCACUAUACAGAGGUUUGAACAUGAUCCCAGUUUGAACACGACAAGGACUUGGACAACAGCCGUGCCUGGCCACCUGACACGAUCCUGCCAAGGGAAGCGGUUGUGCCGUUAUCUUUUGAUCGAUUCCAAACGGCCAGACAGCCGAUGGAGAAUACUGCAGUGUUACUUCAGGUAAGCGGCCAGACAGCCGAUGGAGAAUGCUGCAGUGUUACUUCAGGUAAGCGGCCAGACAGCCGAUGGAGAAUGCUGCAGUGUUACUUCAGUAUUCCCAAAAGAUGGGUAACACCAGAAAAAGGGAACCACUCGGCUCGAACUGCUGGAAAUGACACAGAAGUGAAAGUCCUUGUCCGGAGCCGGCAUCACCACAUCCAGGUCACAGGAUAUUCAUCACCACGACCAGGGCGUAGCUCCAACUGCUGGAAAUGACACUCUCAAGGAUGUGCAUUGUAACUGGAGGUUGCAGAGAGUUUGCACCACCACACCCAGUCCUGGAUGGAAACAGAAUUUAUGAUCUAAUCAAAUGGAAGACCGCAAUUGUCCUGAGAUGACGAGGUUAAGUAGAAUUGUCCACAGACGUGCACGGAUAAUGAAAGUCUUGUACAUCCAGGGGACGGAAGAGGUAUACCGGUGCUCAGUACGCAUACCAAUCCUGGAACAGACUCUCUCGAUAACACACGUGUUUAUAUGCACAGACGUUUUCAUCGCGUAUCGUAUUCUUAAACGCAAACACAAUUCUUAGUUCAGAUUGAAUCGCAAACGAAGGAUUCGCGAAAGCCACGGACCAUCGCUAGACUAUUUUAUUUUCUUCGCUCAGAUCGAACUGUUGAAAAUGUGGAUUAUAUUUAUGUACUUCAUUUGAACCACAAACGAAGGAUUUGGACAAGAUGCGUACCUCUAACCCCUUCAUUUGACGAGACGUGAUACCAAUCCCACAAGCACUGGAUGACGGCAUCCUUCAGGAAUCUCUUUACGACUGAUGCCAUGUGACGACGGGGGCACAUCUUGAGGCAAGAUGACACAAUGGAUGUGGAACCCUCGGCCCCUGAACGAUUGUCGCUAUGGGAGUCAUUAGCAACAGACUUUCUCUGGUGUAGUAUUGUACAUUCGCUACCUGUAGGCCUCUGCAGAAGGAUACGUUGUAUUUUAUCGAAAUAUCUGAUUGAAAGGUGGUUUCAUCCCAAAUCUUAAUAUCAUCCGAUGGCAAAAAGCCUACUUCCAUUUUGUGGCCGUGACAAAAUGUCGGAACACACUUGGAACGUCUUUAAAAGACUUUCCAUCAGUCAUCGUCGGUCACUCCUCCUAGAUGAUUGUUGAUUAAGAACCAGAACCAGAUCCAAAUAUGUCAAGGUUCUGAUGUACCAGGUCAAAAUUUACUAUCGAGCUGUUAAAAGUUACUUCAUUUUUCUCCAAAAUCACCAAAUUGAUCAGAUAUUUCAAUUUUCCCAUCGAAUGAGACAUGGGGUCCACGUGAUUCUGGUUGGUUCGACCCCAGCCAACCAGAACAUGUGUUGUCUUUGAUGGAACCGUAGGCCUUAUGAACUUUCUCGAUCCAUUCAGUACCACGAACACCUGCGUUUAUUCCAAUCAACUUCAGAGACCUGAUAGUGCCGGUCUCCAUUUGGGACAGAUAUGAAAUUGGCAAACUCUAGCCUCCAUUUUAUACAAGUAUCUUAAAUUUCCUUAAACACGGUAAUUAUCCGGGUGCCUUUCAUUCUUGGUUUCAUCAAUGAUAUGAUAACCAAAGGUUACCCCCAAGACCAAACCAAAUGCAAAAGAAUCGGGCAAAUUCAUUUCCAAAUUUUGAGAUUUCGUUGAAAUAUUUUGUUGAUUGAAAUUUUUCCAAAAUAUUCCAAAUUGAUGUUGGUUCCUGACCUUGCGGUCAAGUGGAAGAGGAGCUCAGUCUUUUCAUGAUAAUUAGUCCAGAAAGAUUCAAACAAGAUAACAACUGCCCCAUCAAGAAGUUUCCUGUGGUACAGAAUGGGUCGAGCAAGCUGUCGCUAACAUCAACGUCAAUGUCUGACGUUUUAUGUAUUAAUUUGUUAUGUUUGUAUAAUGAUACAAUAUGUGAAAUUUACAUAUAAAAGCCAUAAUACAUGUAAAGGUGAAUUCAAAAAGUUACUUCUAUUGUUAAACUCGUCCAAAGCAACCGCUUUUGUCAUGCAAAUGAGAAGACUAAUCUGAACGCCUGAUCUAGAGGGCCCCUUUUGUCAUGCAAAUGAGAUCACAGCACGGUCCUGUUGAACAUGACGAAAUUGGUUCUUUUGUUAUUUAAAUAACCCACUAACCGAUGUCGUGCUUUUUCGGAUCAAUGAGGUCAAGGUUCGUGACCUGAAUACACCACAGUAGUUCACCUUGCUUGCAUUUACAAUGGUUGUCGCUGCAUGCGACUCAAUUUAUGUUUUUUUUCUGAUCAAAAACUAUAUAGAUAUUCUAGUGGAAAAUGGUUUCCCAAACAAAAUGAACAUAAACAUAAGGGGCCAAAUUUACAAAGGGUGUUUAGCUUAAAACAGCGUUUAAUGUCUGAAUAGACAGAGUCCGGGCCUUGCAGGGUUUCUUCAUGAAAACCGCAUUAGGCCCUGAAACUGAUUAUGUAGAAUUUACUCUUAAACACCCUUCGUAAAUUCGGCCCAACAUGUUUUCAACCGGACUGUGCAAGACGGCAUGUAUAACAAUGUGUCCCAAAAGUGUUACAUGUAUCAAUGGCUCUUUGCAUUAUUUUAGAAAUUUUGAAUUUCACACUAUUUAUUGA
Lineus longissimus is the source of this 3559-nucleotide messenger RNA. RefSeq lists its product as uncharacterized. The record is from RefSeq and is a predicted model, not a curated record. NCBI's taxonomy places the organism in Eukaryota, Metazoa, Nemertea, Pilidiophora, Heteronemertea, Lineidae. The transcript has 10 exons. Bases 519 to 845 code for a protein of 108 amino acids.